GCUAACAAAAUGACCUGGCAAGACAUAAAAAAAUAUAUUUCAGUUCCAGUUUUUUUGGCAAUUGCAUCGGCAAUGUAUCUGGUUGAUAAAAAAAUGCAUAAAUGUUAAAAAAAUUUCGGCUAAUAAAAAUGUGUAAAAAAAGAAAAAAAAAAAAAAAAACAAUCAACAUAAAAGUUCAUGUGGGUUAUAAAUAAUAAAAUAAAACUAUGGAAAGUGAAAAAAUAAUAUUUGACAAAUCGAAAAAUUCAUUAUCUAAAAACGUUGAUAAAUCAAUUUCAAAAAAAUUAAUAAAAAGUGACUUAUCAUCUGAUAAAAUAUCAAGCAGCAGCAGCAGUGAAAUAAAAAAACUACAAUUACAACAAUAUGACGAUUCAGAAAAAAAUUUAUCAAAAAGAAAAACUAUUACAGCUAGAAAAUAUGACAGAGAUACAUUACGAGAAAUUGAAAUUAGAAGAAAAACAAUGUACGUAUCAGAAAGUGAUUUUUUAAAUUCUGGUGAAAAAAAUAUUGACAAAGAAUCAAGAUACAAUUCAGUUGAUCGUCAUAAUUCACAUAAGCUAUCAAAAAAUAUUAUAACAGAAUCAUCAAGUCAUCCAAAAUUAUCAGAUAAUAUUCCUGUUCAUUGUAUGAAUUUCGAUUUUCCACCAAGUGAUGAUUUAUCAGUUGAUGAAGCAAAUUGUUAUGCAAAUAUACUUGAUGAAGCUUGGCAACAAUUGGAUCUUUUGAGACUUGUUAUUCCAGCUGACGUUGAUGACAAUUGGAAUGAAAAUUAUCAAUCGAUUGAUAGUAAAUAUGGUGACUAUGAUGAAACUGAUUGUCAAAAUUUAUUAAAACCAAUAGUAUCAAUUGCUGAAAAAUUACAAAAAGAUAGAACAUAUGCAGCAAAUGUGAUGAAAGAAUUGAUUAAAGAUUUAAGAAACCAAAGACGUUAUGAUUAUUUGGAAAUUGAAAUUGAAAAUAUUGCAAAAACAAUGGAAGAUGAACAUAAUUUGUUUGUUAAUCAUGAAAUAUGGUCAGAGCAAUUGUUGCAGCUUAAAAAAUUAAUUGAAAGUGAAAAAAUUGAUCAUAAAAAAUUAGUUGAUCAAUUGAUAAUUGCAGUACGUAAAUCAGCUGUUGGAAUUGACGAUGCAAUGUUUAAUAAUAAUUCUGAAUUUUCAUGCAGACAACAGUGGGAACAAAUGAGAUUGGAUGGUCAAAAAUAUAGACUAGAAUUAAAAGAACAAAAAUAUCUAAAUGAUUUAAGUAAAAUUGAACAAACAGAAAAAGUUGAUGAUAUUAUUUUUGCUGAAAUGAGAGAAUUUCUUGAGAAUGAUAUUAGAAAACUUGAGGAAAAAUCAAUUGCUUGGUUAAAGAAAUACAACGACACUUUGGAUUUACGUCAGCAAGAAUUUUAUCGAAUACGUGAUGAAAUAACAAAAGCCCAAGAAGAACUUGAUGACAAAGAAAAUUUAUUAAUGACUAGAGAAAAAUUUGUCGAGGAUUGUCAAAAGCAAAGACAAAUUAUUGCCGAUGAAAAAGAAUAUUGGGAAAUUGUUAAUCGAUCUGCUGUUAUUAUUCAAUCAUUGUGGAAAGGAUUUAUGGUGAGACAACAGUUGGGACAAUAUCAGGGUCUUUGGAAGUCAUUGAAAAAACGAAAAAAAUUAGCAGCAAAAAGAAAAAAAAAAUUAGAAGCUAAAAGAAGAAAACUAGAAGCUAAAAAGGCUGAAAAAAAAAGAAAAUAAUUAAAUAAUAAUAUCAAGUAAAAAUAAAAAAUGAAUUUUAAUAAAAUUUUUUAUUAAAUAUUAAUAACUUUUUUUUAUUUAAAUCACAUUACAAUAUAUUUGAAAAACAACAACUUCAA
Messenger RNA from Aphidius gifuensis, 1840 nucleotides. RefSeq lists its product as uncharacterized. Gene Ontology annotation, biological process: cilium organization. The record is from RefSeq and is a predicted model, not a curated record. Lineage: Eukaryota; Metazoa; Arthropoda; Insecta; Hymenoptera; Braconidae. Gene Ontology annotation, molecular function: protein binding. The transcript has 2 exons. The coding region runs from base 207 to 1721 and encodes 504 amino acids. Gene Ontology annotation, cellular component: motile cilium; cytoplasm.